AUGGUUAAAGGACGAAGAAAACGUGGCUCUACAGUAAAUGCUGUUAUUACUCGUUCAUCGGCUUUAGCAGAAACAAAUGGGUCAAUUGUUUCGCCGUUGAAAAAAGAAAUAAAAUUGGAGAAGGAUCAACGAGAGAAUAGAAAAGUUGGUAUAGGUCAUAAGAAAAAAAAUAAUUCAUUGAAAUCUCCUGUUCCUAUUACGUCAUACUUUACAAAGACUAAUGGAUUUAACAAUAAAAUAUCUAAUGAAAGGAUAUCAGAGAGUAUCAAGACAGAAGAUAUGUUUUUUAAAGUAAAACCUGAUAUUAAGGAAGAAAAUGACAAUAAUUCUUCAAUUCAAGAAUUAUUUAAAACUGAUGAAACACCAGUGGCCGUACCAUGUCAGAAUCCGUCCACACCUCAUCGGAUUAAUAUGACAACAGUAGUAAGCGAUGAUUCGGACACGCGAAGUUCAACAGAAAGCAAUGACUCUAAGCCUAUAAUAGAAACUGUUAUUAAUGGACAAACGACAAUUGACAAAGAAGUAAGAAAGAAAAUUAACGGGAAUGCACGAGGAAAAUUGAAAUUCACAGAACCUAUUAUUAGUUCAUCAGCUAAAUCUGCAGUAGCAAAAACAAAUCACAAAGUAACUGAGUACUUUCCUGUACGACGUAGCGUUAGGAAAUGUAAAAAGACUGUACUUGAAGAGAAGCAGCGUGAUCUUGAGAAUAAAGUACUGUGUCAAGUAGAAGAAGGUUUGAUCGUGAAGCAUUUUGUUGGUAAAGGACGAGGUGUCGUGACGACACGUCAAUUUAAAAAAGGUGAAUUUGUUGUUGAGUAUAUUGGUGAAUUGAUUGAUCAAGUUACUGCUAAGAAACGUGAAGCUGAGUAUGCUAAAGAUCAAAAUACUGGUUGUUAUAUGUACUAUUUCCAGCAUCGGAGUCAUCACGUUGAUGCAACAGCUGAGAGUGAAAAACUCGGUAGACUAGUGAAUCAUUCACGUAAUGGAAAUUUGAUAGCUCGUGUUGUAGAAAUUAAAUCAAUACCGCAUUUAGUAUUAACAGCUAAGGAAGAUAUUCCUGCUGGUGUUGAACUAAAUUACGAUUACGGUGAUCGCAGUCGCGAAGCAAUCCAGAAUCAUCCUUGGUUGCUUUUAUAA
Molecule: messenger RNA, 1137 nt
Organism: Cotesia congregata
Lineage: Eukaryota; Metazoa; Arthropoda; Insecta; Hymenoptera; Braconidae
Source: the annotation of a GenBank genome assembly